AUGUGCUCUGGAUGGUGCUUUACGACGAACAUAGCUUGGCAUGCAGGUGGGCGUAUUAUAGUUGCUUGGAACCCUCUCAGGUUUGUUGUUAACAUCCUUAGAUGCACCAGGCAACUAAUCCACUUGUUUGUUACUGCUAUUGAUAACAAAAAGGAGUUCUAUGUGACUUUUGUUUAUGGAUUUAAUAAAGAGGAAGAAAGGAAAGGCCUCUGGAAUGAGUUGAAGAUGCAAAUGACGAAUGAUCCUUGGCUAAUCUUGGGUGAUUUUAAUGAUAUUCUAAAAAAGGAUGAGAGAAUUGGUGAUAGAGUGAGCCACCUGCAGUACAAGAAGCUAGUCGAAGAUGAGUGGAAUCAGCCAAUUUCUGGAACUAAAAUGUACCAGGUUGUGUCGAAAAUGAAGUCCUUGAAGCAGGUUUUUAAGCGAAUUAAUAAAGAUAGUUUUUCUGACAUUCAAAAUGUUCAUUUGCUGGCUAAAAAGCAUAUGGAGAUCUGCGAGAACAAUCUGCAUAAGGAUCCUCUUAAUGUUGUACUCCUUGAAGAAGAACUGGAAGCCCGAAACAAAUAUUCAGGCGAGGAGGUUAAAGCCACAGCAUUCAGCAUUCCUAGUAUCAAAGCUCCGGGACCGGAUGGUUAUGGAAGUUCUUUCUACCAAGAAAACUUGGAUCUGAUUGGGGAUGAUAUCACUGCUGCAGUUACUUCUUUUCUCCAUACAGGUGCAUUAUUAAAAGAGAUCAACUUUAUUGUGCUUACACUCAUCCCAAAAGUGAAGUGCCCCAAUAUUCAACUAAGAUGUGUUAGAUUAAAACAAAUCCUCCCUGAAAUUGUUUCUCAAAAUCAAGGAGGUUUUGUUAAAGGAAGAUAUAUUGCUCACAAUAUUAUGAUAUGUCAAGACCUUAUUAGGCACUAUGGGCGGAAAACGAACAAGGCUAGCUGUAUGAUCAAACUCGAUCUUCAAAAGGCGUAUAAUAAUAUGGAGUGGGACUUUUUAGAAGAAAUGCUAGAGGCCUUUAAAUUCCUAACAAAGUUCAUUAAACUCAUAAUGACUUGUGUUUCCACUCCUCGAUUUUCUUUACUCUUUAAUGGUUCUCUACAUGGUUUCUUUAAAGCUAAAAGAGGACUGAGGCAGGGUGAUCCUAUGUCCCCGUUACUAUUUGUGCUUGGAAUGGAGUACUUAAGUCGAAUCAUGACUAAGGUUGGAUGCAAGAAGGAUUUUCAGUUUCAUGAUAGAUGCAAAGACUUAAGGUUGAAUCACCUUAGCUUUGCGGAUGAUGUAUUACUCUUCUGUAAUGGUGAUUACAAGAGUACAUACUUUAUGCUACAAGGCUUGAAAACUUUCUCUCAAUCCUCGGGGCUGAACCUGAAUGUGAAAAAAACUGCUAUAUAUUGCAGCGGCAUGCAAGAAUCAGAAAUUCAAAGAGUUCUCAACAUGUCCGGUUUUACUAGACAUCCAGCUCCUUUUAAGUACCUUGGCAUUCCCAUAUGUGCUAAGAGAAUAUCAGCUGCUGAAUGCACAGGAUUGAUUUUGAUUUUGCCAAAAAAGAUCAUAUCUGAAAUUGAGACUGUGUGCAGGAACUACUUGUGGAGGCAAGGUAGAAGUGAAGGGUCGGGCAGUGUUGCUUGGAGGUGUUUAUGUAAGCCUAAGGCAGCAGGUGGUUUAGGUUUUAUGAGCACUUCAGAUUUGAAUGAGGCAGCCAUUUUCAAACAUGUUUGGUCUAUCGCAAAUAAGAAAGAUAACCUUUGGAUAAGGUGGAUCCAUAGUGUUUACAUCAAAAAGGAGGAAUGGUGGGAGCAUAAAGCUCCCCCGAAUAGCAGCUGGUAUUGGUGCAAAAUAGCUGAGGCAAGAGACAAAGUGAAGCAGCUAAUGAACAUCAACACUUUCUCCUCAAACCAGUACUCAAUAGCAGCAGGCUAUAAACUGAUUCAAGGCAAUUUUGAGCACUUUUUCUGGUGCAAGGGCAGCUGGAGUAGGCUUAAUGUGCUUAAGCAUAGCUUCAUUGUCUGUUCGGAUAAAGAGACAGCAGACCACCUCUUUUUUGCCUGCAGAUUUUCUCUGGAAGUGUUACAGCAGGUGAAACUUUGGCUUGAUUGGAGGGUUGCUUCGAGUAGUCUACAGGCCCUAGUUCGAAGAGUUGAUAGAGGGAAAUAUUCCAAGUUUAGGAAGCAAGUGUAUUAUGCUGCAAUUGCAGCUUCGGUAUACUCUGUUUGGCAAAACAGAAAUGCUCAAAUUUGGAAUUCCCACAUGCACACAGUCGGUUCCUUGAUGCAGCAGAUUAAAUGGAUACUGAAGCACAGAAUAGCAAGUGUAAUGCCGGGGAAAGUAGCUGAGAAAGAUAGAGUUUGGUUUAGCAAUCUUUAA
Messenger RNA from Cannabis sativa, 2355 nucleotides. RefSeq lists its product as uncharacterized. Lineage: Eukaryota; Viridiplantae; Streptophyta; Magnoliopsida; Rosales; Cannabaceae. The record is from RefSeq and is a predicted model, not a curated record. The coding region runs from base 1 to 2355 and encodes 784 amino acids. The transcript has 6 exons.